AUGGCACCCUCACCACGCAUCGUCAUCAUCGGCGCCGGUAUCGUCGGUGCGAACCUCGCCGAUGAGCUGGUCUCUCGCGGAUGGACCGACAUCACCGUCGUCGAGCAGGGACCUUUGCAGAUGCCCGGCGGCUCGACGUCACAUGCUCCGGGCCUUGUCUUUCAAACCAAUCCGUCCAAGACGAUGACCCAUUUCGCACAGUACACGGUUGAGAAACUCCUAUCUCUAGAGAAUGACGGGCAGAGCUGCUUCAACAAGGUCGGUGGCCUGGAGAUCGCCACCACACCGGAGAGACUCGAGGAUCUGAAGCGGAAGCAUGGAUAUGCGUCCGCGUGGGGAAUAGAGGCACGACUCGUUACGCCAGAGGAAUGUACAAAGCUGUACCCGCUUCUGAACAAGGAAAUUGUGCUUGGGGGUCUGCAUAUCCCCAGUGACGGUCUGGCGCUUGCAGCGCGGGCAACACAACUGCUGAUUGAACGGACGCGGCAGGCAGGCGUGCGAUACCUGGAGAUGACUCCCGUCACCGGUAUCGAAAAGACGAAGAAUCGCGUCACCGGCGUCAAGACGUCCACCGGAGUCAUCGGGGCGGAUAUCGUCAUCUCCUGCGCAGGGUUUUGGGGCGUCGAGGUGGGCGCCAUGGCCGGCGUGCCAAUCCCCCUCCUACCUCUGGCGCACCAGUACGCCAAAACCACCCCUGUCGCGGCGCUGGCAGGUCGCAACAUCAACAACCGCCCCAACGGGCUGAACGCCGCAUUCCCCAUCCUCCGUCACCAGGACCAGGACCUCUACUACCGCGAGCACGGCGACGCAUACGGCAUCGGCUACUACGGCCACCGCCCAAUGCCCGUCGAGGCCGCCUCGCUCGGCUUUACACCCAAGCAGGUCGACGAGAAGAACAUGCCGUCCAGGCUCGACUUCACAGCCGAGGACUUCGCACCGGCCUGGACAGAAACGCAGAACCUCCUCCCCGCUCUCCGCCAAUGCCAGAUCGCCGACGGCUUCAACGGCAUCUUCUCGUUCACGCCAGACGGCGGGCCGCUCGUUGGGCCCGCCCCCAAUCUCGAAGGCUUCUUCGUCGCAGAGGCUGUGUGGGUGACGCACUCGGCGGGGGUGGCGCGCGCACUGGCCGAACUGCUCACCCAGGGCUCCUCGAGCAUCGACCUCGCCGAGUGCGAGCUGUCCCGGUUCGAGGAGGUGCAGCUGAGCCGUGCCUACGUCAAGGAGACCUCGUCGCAGAACUUCGUCGAGAUCUACGAUAUCCUGCAUCCGGUGCAGCCGCGUGAGUCGCCGCGGCAGUUGCGGGUGAGUCCGUUCUACGUGCGGGAAAAGGAAUUGGGCGCGUUCUUCCUCGAGCUGGGCGGGUGGGAGCGGCCGUUCUGGUACGACGCGAAUGAGAAGCUCGUUCAGUUUCUUCCGCCCGCGUGGCGGCCGGUUGAGAGGGAUGCCUGGUCGGCGCGGUACUACUCCCCCGUGGCGGCGGUUGAGGCAUGGAAGACGCGGAACGCGGUGGCAAUGUACGAUAUGACUUCCUUCCACCGGUUCGAGAUGUCCGGGCCCGGUGGGACGGAGUUGCUGCAGCGGUUGACGACAAGCGAUGCACCGGAGCUGGGACAGAUCACUUACACUCUCCUCCUGAACGAGCGGGCCGGAAUCCGCAGCGACAUUUUUGUGAUUAGGCUCGGGGAGGAACUGUUCCAGAUCGGCGCAAACACAGCGAUUGACCUUGCGUAUCUCUCCCGCGAAGCUCGGCGACAGUCACAAAAAUCUCCAACGCAAUGGGUUCAGGUGCGCGACGUAACAGGACACACCUGCUGUCUCGGCCUCUGGGGCCCUCGCGCCCACGAUGUCAUCCGGACGCUAACGACAGACGACCUCUCCAACACUGGACUGCCAUAUAUGCAUGCUAAGAACGCCACCAUCGCCGGUAUCCCCGUCACAGUCCUCCGCAAAUCCUACGUCGGCGAGAGCGGGUGGGAAAUCCAGACGAGCGCCGAGUACGGACUGCGCCUGUGGGAUAUUCUCUGGGUUGCGGGCCAGCCGCACGGUCUCAUCGCCGCGGGACGCGCGGCCCUCAACGCCCUGCGACUGGAGAAGGGGUAUAGGACUUGGGGGGUGGAUAUGAACAGCGAGCAUGACCCCUUCGAAGCGGGGGUGGGUUCCGCGGUGCAGAUAAAUAAACAGGUGGACUUCGUGGGUAAGGCUGCGGUGCAGCGACUUGCAAGGAGACAACCUGUGCGUCGUCUGCGGUGUUUGACAAUCGACGAUGGACGGUCGACGGUGAUGGGUAAGGAGCCGGUGUUUUGGAACAACAAGGCCGUGGGGUACGUGACUACCACUGUGUUUGGGUAUACGAUUCGCAAACCUAUUGCGUAUGCUUGGCUUCCUGCAUCGAUCCAAGAGGGCGAAGGGGUGGAGGUGGAAUAUUUUGGGAGAAGGAUUAGGGCUACGGUUACGAAGGAGCCGGUUUAUGAUCCUAACGACCGGGUGCUUCUGGGAGGAGAAAUCUUUGCUGGGGCCGAGGUGAAGCCGUUGAAGCAUCUUCUGUAG
Messenger RNA from Aspergillus thermomutatus, 2547 nucleotides. Its product is annotated as GcvT family protein. Bases 1 to 2547 code for a protein of 848 amino acids. NCBI's taxonomy places the organism in Eukaryota, Fungi, Ascomycota, Eurotiomycetes, Eurotiales, Aspergillaceae. Gene Ontology annotation, cellular component: mitochondrion. Gene Ontology annotation, molecular function: protein binding; oxidoreductase activity. The record is from RefSeq and is a predicted model, not a curated record. The transcript has a single exon.